This is a messenger RNA of Caenorhabditis bovis, 885 nucleotides long. Lineage: Eukaryota; Metazoa; Nematoda; Chromadorea; Rhabditida; Rhabditidae. The record is from the annotation of a GenBank genome assembly.
AUGUCAUUCGCCGGACUAUUGGAUUUUGCUCGGAAAGACAUUGAUAUUCCAGCAAAUGCACCCAAAGCUUUAUUAAAAGAUUUGCAUUCAAGUUUUAUUCACAAAUAUGAAGCGGACAAGAAUAGCUAUACGUAUAUAAUGACUGAACACUUGCGAGUUAGCGGAAUUUACUGGUGUGUGAAUGCGAUGGACCUUCUAAGAGAUCUUGAUAAAAUGUCUAAAGAGGAAAUCGUGAAAUACGUGUUGGAAUGCGAAAAUAGCGACGGUGGAUAUGGGCCGGCUCAGGGACAUGAUAGUCAUAUACUACAUACACUUUGUGCUAUUCAAAUUUUGAUAAUUUUCGAUAGUUUGGAUAAAGCGAAUUUCGACCGGAUUGCCAAAUAUGUAAAAAGUCUACAAAAUGAAGACGGAAGUUUCAAAGGAGAUAGUUCUGGUGAAGUUGAUACACGGUUUACCAUGUGUUCUCUUGCCACGUGCCAUUUCAUUGAUCGUCUCGAUGUGCUUGACGUAGACGCCGCGAUUCGUUUCAUUAUGCAAUGCUACAACACUGAUGGAGGAUUUGGAACACGACCAGGUUCAGAGAGCCACUCUGGCCAGGUUUAUUGUUGUAUUGGAAGCUUGGCUAUUGCUGGAAGACUGGAGGAUAUCGACAGGUUCAGGACGGCAGAAUGGCUAGCUUUCAGACAAUGUGACAGUGGCGGUUUGAACGGCCGACCCGAAAAGCUUCCCGAUGUCUGUUAUUCGUGGUGGGUGCUCGCCUCAUUAUCAAUUCUCGGAUGUCUAGAUUUCAUCGAUGAGAACAAAAUGAAAAACUUCAUUUUCGCCUGUCAAGACGACGAAACCGGAGGGUUCGCAGAUCGACCUGGAGAUUGCGUAAGUAACUAA